Gekko japonicus is the source of this 1461-nucleotide messenger RNA. RefSeq names its product uronyl-2-sulfotransferase (gene UST). Lineage: Eukaryota; Metazoa; Chordata; Lepidosauria; Squamata; Gekkonidae. Gene Ontology annotation, molecular function: sulfotransferase activity. Bases 1 to 1374 code for a protein of 457 amino acids. The transcript has 9 exons. Gene Ontology annotation, cellular component: membrane. The record is from RefSeq and is a predicted model, not a curated record.
AUGCGAAGAAGCGUGUGCGAGAUUGUUGAAAAAACGCAUAACACAGAGAUAGAAACUGAAAAGGCGGAAGAGCAGGAGCAACCCAUUGUGAAGGAGAUCCCAGAUGAUUGCCAAAAGGAGAACAGUGCUUAUUUGGGGGAGGAAAAUCUGGGGUCUAUACAGGUGAAGGACAAUGUAGAAACCCAAUACUUGUCAAUUGAAAUAGUACGAAAGAGACAAAAAAACCCAUUAUCCUGUGCUAAGUUAGGACUGCCAAAGGAAAAUAAACAACGGUUGAAAACUGAAAGAGAAGGAGACAGAAGGAUUAAAAGAAGGAAACGACGGGCUUGGAAAUUUAAAGGAGACAACGACAAAAUAUGGGAAACAGAGUGGCUGAAAACCAGAGAGGGGAGGUUUGGAAAUCAAGGAACUCAUGAAGAACGAAGACAUGUAGAUAUGCUGAGGCAGAAAAGAAAUUCCACUUAUAUGGAUGAACAUGGGCCACCCCCUCGUAAGGUUCUUCCAUUCCCUAGCCAAGUGGUAUACAACAGGGUUGGAAAGUGUGGAAGUCGCACUGUGGUUUUGCUGUUAAGAAUUCUAUCUGAGAAACAUGGGUUCAACUUGGUUACAUCAGACAUUCAUAACAAAACCAGACUGACCAAGAAUGAACAGAUGGAAUUGAUUAAAAAUAUAAGCACUGCUGAACAACCCUAUUUAUUUACUAGACAUGUUCAUUUCCUCAACUUCUCAAGGUUUGGAGGAGACCAACCAGUAUACAUCAAUAUCAUUAGAGAUCCCAUCAACCGUUUUUUAUCUAACUAUUUUUUCCGCCGAUUUGGAGACUGGAGGGGGGAGCAGAACCACAUGAUCCGCACACCAAGUAUGAGACAAGAGGAGAGAUACUUAGAUAUUAAUGUAUGUAUUCUUGAGAACUACCCUGAAUGUUCCAAUCCCAGGUUAUUUUAUAUUAUUCCAUAUUUCUGUGGACAGCAUCCAAGAUGCAGGGAGCCUGGUGAAUGGGCCCUCGAAAGAGCAAAAGUGAAUGUGAAUGAAAACUUUCUACUCGUGGGGAUUCUAGAAGAAUUGGAGGAUGUGCUGCUUUUACUAGAAAGAUUCUUACCUCAUUAUUUCAAGGAUGUGCUUAGCAUCUACAAAAACCCAGAGCAUAGGAAACUUGGCAAUCUGACUGUGACAGUGAAAAAGACCGUCCCUUCUCCAGAAGCCAUACAGAUCCUGUACCAGCGAAUGAAAUAUGAAUAUGAGUUUUACUAUUACGUCAAAGAGCAGUUUCACCUGUACUUUGCCAUUCUUUCUCCUCUGGAAACUGAAGAGCCAAUAACAGAAGAUGAGGAACAAGAUGAUGAAAAGUGGCUGGAAGACAUCUAUAAAAGGUGAUGCAAGCAUCACUUUCUCCAGUGGUUAAUAGUUCCAGAUUUUUCAAAUACUAAUCAUAACAUUCCUUAAGGAAGUGAGUUAAUGUGC